CUUAGCCACGCCUUCAGUCCCAGUGCCACACUCCCUAUGCAAAUUACACGCCCUCGGUGCCACGCCCCCACACACUCACAUUUCCUCCGGCCGCCGCCGCCGCUGCUGCAGUGUGAGAGGCCUGGGAGCCGGGGGACUGCUGAGUCACAUGCACAGUUCUGGUGCCGUUGUCCGCUCCGAUCAAGAGACCAACGGGAACCUCCGGAGCUGAAGGAAGAUGGUGUCUGUUUCCGGAUUGCAGAUAAUAACCGGCACUUGGAGGGUUCUACAGACGGGGGCUUCCUGUUUAUUUUAAGUUUCGCUUUCACCUUCAAGCCUUUGCGGGAAGCAAAGCUCAGAUGGGACUCCCAGUCUAGCUGAUUCCAGGGACUUUCUAGCACUGCUCUUGCCAACGUCCGUGGCACGACAUCCUCCCAUUAGGAACAGUAAUGCUGGGAAACUACUCAAGCUUUCCUGCACUUGUACAGCAUUCCUCCCCUUGCUCUUACCGGGAAUAUCUGCCUUGUGCCCCGUAAGACAGUGUUUUUCACAUUCUUUGUUGGAUAUGGAGGAGCUCAGGAGGAAAUUACCGUCUCCAGCCUCAAGGUCGGUGUCCUGACAUGGUCUACACUUAGAAACAAUGAAACCAGCAGGCCCUGUCUUGUUUUAUUUUUAUUUUUUAACUUUUUGAAAACGUCCACUACAAAUUGGCCGGUUCCCCAAGGAUUAUAAUUGGGAGUUGUGCCGGAAUCCCCCUCCCUGUAUUUGAUCUUUCUCUUGGCUCUUCCAACCUUCUGUUGAGUCAUGUCGUGGUUUGGUGAAGCUCAGUGGUUUAUAUUGGUGUCUCUUUUCGUGGCUGCCCUGGUCACCCUUGGGGUUUACCUGUUCCAGUAUAUUCUUGGCGGCAUCUGGAGACUCAGAGGAAAAUUUCCUUCUAAAGCUCAAAGUGAAGCCGAUUCUCUCCUUUCCUGGAUCCUGUCUCUGAACAGUUGGAGGAGCCAGUGGCUGAGAGCUUGGAUAAAUGCCCUCAAUGAGGAAGCUGGAAAAAGAGGCGGAACUCUUCGACUGUCCUUUGAGGAUGACAAUGGGCAACAUCCCCUGGAACUGUCUGUGAAAGAAGUAACGAGCGUUUUGAAAUCAGACAAAGAGAAGGUCGUAUCAUGCAGUGUGAUUGGAGACUCCAUACAGUUUACCGUGCGUGUUACUCGCACCGUCCCAGCCAACUCAGGAUGCCAGGUGUACAGUGUCCGGGUCACCCCUCUCCAGCUCAAUCUGGAGCUGCAUGUGAAAGAGGAAAGCAGUGGAAGCAUUCGGGUCCUCUGGACUAUGGGGAAUUUUGCAAAUCUCAAUCUCCAGGUUCAGCCAAAGAGCAAAAUAGAGACCCCAGGAGCAAGUGCAGUAUUGGAAGCUCUUGAAGAUAUUCUGAAGAACCUGAUGACACUGGUCCAGCCGUCAGUAGAUCUCAGUACCAGACCAACAGGAAAUAUUUAUGGAGCCAGUUCUCAGUUAAUGUGUCCUCCCAAGCCGCCGAGAGUUCACGACUUGAAGCUUCAGCUGAAAGGGAUCAGAGCCACACUCUCUGGAGAUGAUCUAUCAGGGAUCUCGAGUGCAGCUUGCACUGUGCAGAUAAAUGACCCCGUCCAGAACGUCACUACAGCAGCCUCCAACACUACAAGUCCUUCUUGGGAAGAAGAAUUCAUUUUUGAGCUCAAUGCUAAAUCCAGGGAACUUCAGUUACAGAUUGUGGAAACAGGGAAGUCCUCAGAGGGUGCCCCUCUAGCCUCAGCGAAUGUGCCCUUGGACCUGUUCCACAAGCAGCCGUCGGGGAGGCAGAGUUUCCCUUUGAGAGCUGCUUCGGGAAAGGCAGUGAGUGGAUCCGUCAGUGCACAGUUCCUUUAUAUUGAACCGAUCGAUGGAAAAUCCUGGACAUUUCCAACACCGGUCGCUGCAAAGAAGGUAGAGAAGGAUCGGACGGUGAUGCCUUGUGGGACUGUGGUCACCACAGUGACAUCGGUGACAUCAAAACCUCGACUGGAUGGGAAGAGUCCAGUUCAAAGCUAUGAAUCCCCUGCAAAGACUCCUCCUAAAGUGAAGGUGAUAGAGAGGGACUUCUCUGUGCAAACGAUGCCUUCUGAGAGCAUGGUGGUCAGCAAAGCCUUGUCAUCGUCCGACACAGAGCUUUUGUUUCUGAAUGGGUCAGAUCCUGUUGCAGAAGCUGCUAUCCGUCAGCUCCGGGAAUCUUCCAAACAGUCAUUCAAGUCUCCAAGAAAGAAGAGCACCAUUAUUAUUUCAGGAAUCUCCAAGACUUCCGUAUCUCAGGAUGAAGAGGUAUCACUCAUGUUGAAUUACGCUGAAGCCAUGGACAACUCGGUUAUGAACUCUCCCCAUUCCAUAAAUGAAAAUGCCACCCCCUCGUCAGCUGCAGAUAAUGACCAUUUGGAGUUCUCUGUGCCGACUCUCCCAUCUCCUAUCUCUGAGGAUGGACUUCUUGGUACAUGGGAGCAAGGCAGUGAGCUAGAGGAGUGGAACAUCAAUGGUUUAGAGGACCCAGAUUGUGAAGGAAUAUCCAUCAGCAACUUGAGCGUCUCUGAAACAGGAAGCAUAAAGAAAUCCAAAGGUGGAUUUUUAAAGAAAGGGGCAAAGAUGUUUUUCCGAAGGAGGCACCAGCAAAAAGAACCAGGCAUGAGUCAGUCCCAAAAUGACCUUGUCUACCUGGAGACGGCAAGAUCUGGGGAACACCCCAAGAAGGGAGCAACUCUCUCUCGACUCCUGCACAGAAAACGCUUCAAGAACAAAGGCAAGAGCCCACCUCAGGGCACUCCAACAGAGAACUAAAGACCUUUCAUUUCAAGGCUACAUAUCAGCAUUACUAUCAGUGCACUCAAACUAAAUCAUGGAGUUACCCCCCAUGCCCAGGUGGAAUUAACAGAACCUGUGAACACUCCUUUUUCCUAUAGCUCAACACUGUGAGGUUUUUUUGAAGCCCAGAAAAAGCCAUAAGAACCUUCUCUUCACCCUGGUGGGCAGGGAAGGAAAAUAGCAUUUGCUUGCAACGAAGCCAACGUCUUGAUGGAAGGCGAGUAGAUACGCCUUGGGGAAGGGCUUCA
Molecule: messenger RNA, 3086 nt
Organism: Xenopus laevis (African clawed frog)
Lineage: Eukaryota; Metazoa; Chordata; Amphibia; Anura; Pipidae
Gene: c2cd2.L
Product: C2 calcium-dependent domain containing 2 L homeolog
Exons: 15
Coding region: 784-2814 (676 amino acids)
Source: RefSeq, a predicted model, not a curated record